Messenger RNA from Tetrahymena thermophila SB210, 2682 nucleotides. Its product is annotated as coiled-coil protein, putative. Gene Ontology annotation, cellular component: cytoplasm. The transcript has 9 exons. Gene Ontology annotation, biological process: axoneme assembly. NCBI's taxonomy places the organism in Eukaryota, Ciliophora, Oligohymenophorea, Hymenostomatida, Tetrahymenidae. The record is from RefSeq and is a predicted model, not a curated record.
AUGAGUAAUUAAUAGGGACCAGAAGAUAACAAUUUAGAAGAUGAUAUGGCAUAUUUACCUGCAGAUCAUCCUCUUCUUGCUAAACUUUAAAUUGAUUUGACGAAAUAAUUGACUGACGAACAUGAAAGGGUUGAUCAGAAGCUUAUUGAAAUAGAUGCAAAUUUGAAAAAACUUGAAAAAACUAAAGAAGAUAUUGGUGUUCGUUUAUAUUCAGUCCAACAACAAUUAGCAGAAAAUCAAAUGAAUUUUGAAUAAGCUCAUGAAAAUUAUAAUUGGGUUUAAAAAUUAAGAAUUGAAGCUGAAUAAAAAUUAAAAACAGAGAGCGAAGUGUAUGACGCUAAGAAAAAGGAGUUGGAGGAGUUAAGAAAAAAAUAUUUGAAAGCUUAAGAUGAGCUUUCUAAAUUAACUAGAACUCUUUAUUAAAUAAAUGAAUUUAAUCAAUAAAUGAAGGGUUAAAUUAUAAAUACUAAGACUAACACUUAUAGAGCUGAAGAAAAUGUAGUUAAUCUUGAAGCAUAAAAAAAGAAACAAGAUUUAUUAAUUGAUACAAUGAAUGAAGAAAUUAAACGUUAGACUGAACAAAAGACUAUCUUAACUGCUUAAUUAAUUUCCUAAAAGGAAGAAACAGAAUAGGCAAAAUAAAUUCUCAAAGAAGCUCAUUUGGAAAUGCAAAAAAUUAUUGCUUCUAAGAAGAAUUUAUUAGAGAGAUGGUAAAAGUCUCUUAUGACUAUGUAAAGAAUGGACAACGCCUUGCAAGCCAUUAAAGAAGCUCUCAAGGGAUAACAAGAACUUAACCUUCAAAUUGGAACUGAAUUAAAUGGUGUAAAUGCAGAAAUCAGGAAGGAAACUGAAAUUCAAGAAAGUUUAGAAGGCAAGAAUAAGAAAUUCGACUAUGAAAAGGAUUACCUAUAGAAGAAAUACAAUGAAUUGCAAGAAGAAAAAAGCAAACUUGAAGCCUAAAUUAACCUGCUUACAUAAUCUCUACGUUAAACAGAAACUGAAGCAGGAAGAGCUGAGAUCGAUAAGAGAAAUAUAGAAGAUUAAAUGAAUUUAAUUGAAACUAAUAUUAUGAAACUUCACACAGAAACUAAAAAGUUAUGGGAAGAUUUGGUGCAUCAAAAGUCUGAACACACAACAAUCGAAAAGACUGCCACCAACUUAAAUAAAUAAGCCAAUCAAAUAUCAAUUGAAAUUGAAGAUAAAUCUGUUGAAUUAGAAAACUUGCUUAAUGAAAUUGCAAGAGUUAAGAUCGAUCAACUUAAUACUCUUUCUCAAAUUGAAGUACUUGAAAAUAAAAGAAGAGAAGUCAUCAAAGAAAGAGAAGAAAAAGAAAUUACUGUGGCUACUUACGAAGUACAAAUUAGACAAGGUCAUGAUUUAAAUGAAAAAAAGUAACACGAAGUAGGAAGAUUAAAUAGAGAACAUGAUAAGUUAAGCAGCGUCCAAAGUGAUAUGAGCAGAGGACCUCUUGAAGCUAAGAGAAAUAAUUUGAUUAGAAAGACAUAAGAACUGGGUAAAGAAAAUGAUUUGAUGCAAAGAGAGUGGAUAAAGAAGCAAACUUUGCUCGUUACCUAGAACAACAGAUUAAAUAAAAUUGAAGAAGAUGUUUCUCAACUUAAAACUAAAUAAACAAUCUUAGAAUAGAAGAAAUUACGUCUUAACAAUAAUUAUAGAAUCUAUGAAAAAGAUAUUCGUGAAAUUUAAAAUGCUCUCAAAAAUCUAAGAAAUGAAAUGAACAAACUCAAUGAUGCAAUUUACAGAAAUAAAGAAAAGCAACAAAAGUUAGAUAACGAAAAUUUCAACAUUAAAUCUGAGUUUGUUGAAAAGCUAAAAGAAUUAGAAAAAGAAUCUGUUAAAUUAGAAGUAGAAAUAGAUCGUUUAAAAGAAGAAAAGGCUGACUUACUUGCUGAAAUUGUUGAAUCAGAAAGACAAAUUUUACUUUGGGAGAGAAAAAUUUAAUUAGAAAAAGAAAUGCAAGAUGCUUUAGAUCCCACAGUAGGUUAGACUGAAAUUCAAGAACUUAAAAGAGAAAUCCAUCGUAUGGAACUCAGAUUGGAUGAUUUAAGAAAGAAAUAAGAAGCAAUCAUUGCAGAAAUGGAGAGAGCUGUUUAUAAGAGAGAAACUAUUUAAUUAAAAUACAUGAAUAAAGAUAAGACCUUUAGCAAUUCCAACUCUAUGAGUUAAAAAUCUUCUUCAAUCAGUGCAGCCUCUGAUAACUCUGCUUAAAUUACUAAAAAGAUUGCCCAACUAAAAACUACACUCAAUCAAACUACCAGAAAUGCUGAACAAAUGGAAAAAGCUAUUAAGAAUAAAAAAAUCGAAUUAGACGAUCUCAACGCAUAAAUUGAAGGAAACAAUGAUAAUUUACAGAAAUUAGAGUCUGAUUGCUAUAAUAAAAAUAUUGAACUCACAAAACACAAGCUCGAGAGAAGCACAAAUAUAUUAAGUAUUAGCUGUAUGCAAAAUAAAGCUAAAAAAUUAGAAGAUUUAGUUGCUGGUAAGGCAAGACUUUCUGUCCCUGAAGCUACAUUGAUGACUAAAUAUGAAGAAUUACGUGAUAAAAACCAAGAAAUAAAAGAAGCUCUUUAAAAAUUAUGUGAUGAUGCCCCUCAAUAUGUGGAGGUCUUGAAUUACCUAAUAGAUUUAAAUGUUGGUGAUGAUGAUGAAGACUAGGAAUAAUGA